AUGGAUUGCGAUUCGGAGUAUGACGAUCCUGUCUCCGAUAUUGAUGAGAAUUACGAGUUUAAUCCAGACAAGGAGUACAUAUCUCCUAUAGCCACGCCCUUAUUACUGGGCAAGGCUAGAAUAAAGGCACUACAGUUAGUGCAAAAGGCCAUCGCAUUGGAGAAUUUUGCCAAGCAGCAAUUCAAAACAAAUUUAAGUAGCGGAGCUACUGUAAAUGUAGAUUUAGCGCUAUGCAGAUGUAUCAAACGAGGGGUGAUUGACGUGACAAAGGCAGUGAGAAAGAAUAUAAAAGGUUUGGUUUUAAUAGCCUCUGACGUUUACCCUGUGGAUGUGGUUGCUCAUCUACCAAUUCUAUGCGAGGAAAAAAAUCUAACAUAUGCCUAUUUGCCCUGCAAAAAGAUUCUCGCAGCCACCUGUAGAUCAAAGCGUCCGGUUUGUGUGGUUUUAGUUGUUGAACCGCCAGACAAUUUUCAGAAAUUGAUGUCCCAACUUACUAACGCGGAGCACUUGGAUUAUUCCAAGAUUUUUGAAAAGGUAGAUUCGGCUAUUCGCAAGGGACAUCCCUAUUUAUGA
This is a messenger RNA of Babesia microti strain RI, 573 nucleotides long. Its product is annotated as NHP2, NOLA2, H/ACA ribonucleoprotein complex subunit 2. The coding region runs from base 1 to 573 and encodes 190 amino acids. The record is from RefSeq and is a predicted model, not a curated record. The transcript has a single exon. NCBI's taxonomy places the organism in Eukaryota, Apicomplexa, Aconoidasida, Piroplasmida, Babesiidae.